CUCCAAUCUUUACUUAGCAUAAAAGAAAACGACAAGAAAAACCUAUCACUGUCCCAUACUCUCUCUCUCUCUCUCUCUCUCUCUCUCUCUCUCUCUAGGAUGGGUAGAUCACCAUGCUGUGAGAAGGUGGGGUUGAAGAAAGGGCCUUGGACACCUGAAGAAGACCACAAGCUCUUGGCUUACAUUGAACAAUAUGGUCACGGAAGCUGGCGGGCUCUCCCCGCAAAAGCUGGACUUCAGAGAUGCGGAAAGAGUUGCAGAUUGAGGUGGACAAAUUAUCUGAGACCCGAUAUCAAGAGAGGCAAGUUCAGCUUGCAGGAAGAACAGUCCAUCAUCCAACUCCAUGCUCUUCUCGGAAACAGAUGGUCAGUCAUAGCAGCUCACUUACCGAAGAGAACCGAUAACGAGAUCAAGAACCACUGGAACACACACCUCAAAAAGAGGUUAACCAAAUUGGGAAUCGAUCCAGUGACUCAUAAGCCGAAGAGCCAUGCCCUCGGUCCCGACCAGUUGAAGGACGCCGCCAACCUCAACCACAUGGCUCAGUGGGAGGGUGCACGGCUUGAAGCCGAAGCCCGACUCGUUCGGGAGUCCAAGCUACAAGGCCCCAAUCCUUUUCAAACACAACUUGGCUCCUCGGGUUCAGCUCAGCUCAUUUACGAAGCAACAACUACAGCACCACUGCCGCUUCAACCACUAUGUCUGGAUGUUCUAACAGCUUGGCAGGGAUCAUGGCUAAAAGCACCAAAAUAUAAUGACUUUGCGGCCCGUACCUUUGCCGCCACUAGCAGCUCUCUUGACUCUCUUACAUCUGUGUUCGACUUCUCCAAAAAAGGUGAAGCCUGCAUGAUUAUGAACGCAGGGGCUGACUUGGAAAUAACAAAUGAUUUUCAGGAUCCAAAGGAAAGAAUGGACAUUGAACUAUUGCAGCUUCAGGGCUUGGGAUAUUCCACAGAUCAUGAUGACUACUCUAUGGCUACAGGAAAUGAAAGCAUCCUGCUUCCAAAUUUUACGGAAGCAGCAGGGCUUGGCGAUAUGUGGUUCGACAGUUCUAAUCAACUGUACCCGUCCAUCGCCGGCGAAAACUCCGGGAUGGUCACCGGAACUUGCUGUGGCAAUCUCGAAGAGAACAAGAAUUACUGGGACAGCAUCUUGAAUUUGGUGAAUUGUUCGCCAUCGGGUUCGCCGGUGUUUUGAACAAGACAGGAUUCUCCGUACUAACUUCUUGUACGACACGAUAAGAAAAUGAGUUUUCUUAUCGUCCCGUACAAAAGUGAUUUGCGACAGAUUAACAGGGAAAUGGGUCAGAUGAUCUGUUUAAUUAGGUUUAAAUGACAUUGGGCAAAAAAAAAGUUAGGAGAGGUAGAGAGGAAAAGCAGUUGUUGUAGAUUGCACUUUGCAAUUCUAUUCAUUGCUAAAUAAUAAUAAAGCUUAAGUUAGAAGUGUUAGGUAAUUUAUUGUAACUGCUCAUAUCAUCCCCAGUGGUGUUGUGAAAUGCAUUUUAGUGUUAUAAA
This is a messenger RNA of Rhododendron vialii, 1514 nucleotides long. Its product is annotated as transcription factor MYB16-like. The transcript has 4 exons. The record is from RefSeq and is a predicted model, not a curated record. Bases 100 to 1197 code for a protein of 365 amino acids. Lineage: Eukaryota; Viridiplantae; Streptophyta; Magnoliopsida; Ericales; Ericaceae.